UGGUUAAAACGAACAGUCCUUUUGUAAGAAAUUGUUGGUAAUGCUGGCAUGAUAAUUGCGGCAAUAUGGCGUUUACACUAUGGACACUUUUCGAAGCAACUUUGUUAUGUCUAAAUGCAGUUUGCAUUUUGAAUGAGGAAAGGUUUCUUGCCAAAGUUGGCUGGGCAUCGUGGCAAAAUGUGCAAGGAUUUGGAGAACCUCCGACAGCUAAAUCACAAAUAUUGAAUCUUAUUAAAUCGAUACGAACUGUGAUGAGGGUUCCUUUGAUAUUCUUUAAUAUCUUAACAUUAAUUGUGAAGCUUGUGCUUGGCUGAGAAAGAAGAAAUACAAUGUAAAUAUUGAAAUGGAAUACGAUGUUCCAGUUUUACAUCAGUACUAAUGAUGCUCUAAGCCUAAGGGAAGAAAGAUAAAUUAUUAUUUGAAAAAGACGAUCGCGACACGACUCUGUUCUUGUAACUGGAACGUCGAUCGAGCCAAGUUAGUGCGAAUUUUUCUCCUUUCGCACGCUGGUGGACGAGCACAUCUUUCGCGCGCCUCUUGCAAAAUUCCACGGAGAUUCUCACACGCGUCUCUCCACAUCUCCCUCCUGCCGAUCUCACCGUACCCCCUGACGCGCAGCACUUUCCCCGCUGGAUGUCACAGGUACACACGUAAGGUCUUUCAGGACAGAUUGGCCGAUACCGCGCUUCUCUCGGCAUCUUUCACGAAAUUAUUUUUAACAAACGGAAUCAUUAUCAUGCUGCGCAUUGCCAAGUAGAAUCGUAAGACGCUUGUUUACACGAUAAUCGCAUUAUUAUUUUUAAUAGAGAAAAGAGAUGAUUUUUCAGAAUUUAAAAAAUCUUUGUUUUUUAUUGCUUUAUGCGUAUCUUGUCUAAUUUCUUAAUUAAAUAGUAACUUAUGAUACACCGUGUUCUUGGUAUGGAACUAUUGAGAAUUAGAAAAUUCUUGAUUAUAUAUAUUUUAUAUUAUUUGAAUUUCCAUUUAAUUCAUAGACUUUCUCUAUAUGUCUAGUUUUUAUAUAAUUAUCUUUAUAUAAUUAUUUCUAAAAUAGGACAUAUAUAUAUAUAUAUAUAUGACAAAUAUAUAUGACCAAAUUCUUAUUACUCGAAACUUUAUUCCAUUACAUAAAAUAUUAGCAACUUCACUGCUCUUUAAGAUUUCUAAUUUGUAUGGCAAAUGGUUUAAGUGUUAUGAAAACAGGCUUCUCACGCUUGAGAAUAAGUUUCUAUUGACACGAAAAUUAUUCCAAACGUGCGCAACAUUUCUCAUCUUAUGUGAAACAUAAAUUUAUUUUCCUUGCUCUUUAUUUCCGCUAAGCUUUGCAUUUGUGUCUUACCAAGCUCUUUAUUGACUUGGAAGAUAUUCAACAAUACGAUAAGUAAAAUAUCAUGUCGAUCACAAAAUUAUAACUGGCGCGGAAUAAACAACCAUUCGUCGACAACGAUUUUGCGGAAUACAAUCUCUGCAAUCUGAUGUAGAGGAUGUAUUUCUCUUCAUCGAAAUUACAACGAAGAACUCGAUAAAUUCUCUCGAAGCUAUGCAAUAAUGUCGAUAAUAUUUUAUUUUAUUGGCACUCACCCUCUUACGUAACUACGUUCCAAGCCCGUACCGUUUAAAUUAGCGAUAUUAACAUAUUUUCUCGUUACAUAAUUCUUAACGCACCUAUAAUUUAUGUGAUUUUUCUUAUAUAAAAUAUAUAUAUACAAUGUAUAAACGUCAUCUCACAUUAUCUUGAAGCUACAUGCGAGAAAUAUAGAGAAAAUUUAUUUGUGAGCAGAUAUAAUCAUUUGAAGUUACACUUAUGUUAGUUAAAACUUUGAAAGCACAAUAAGAAUUUAUAUAAUGAUUUGAUUUAAGACUAAUUACACCAUGAUUAACUUAUGAUUUUGUCAUGAUGCGCGACCCUGACAUUAUUGCUUUUUUACAAAGACUUCUACAUAUAUUAUAAUAAAUAUUUAUUCCAUUUCUAAAGAUAACUAUUUUUCGCGGCAAAUGUGCUAUUCAUCGUAAAUCUGCUAUAAUGAUAUCUUUUUGCCGUCUUUUCGGAUUUAAAAUUGGCUCAUUUGUUAUCUGGAAUUUACAAGGAAAAUUUGAAUAGUCAUUGUAUGUAACUUAUCGUAAAUGCGUAUUAUGAUGCAUAUUGCAUGAAACCGCCGCAGAUGAAUGUCGUCAUAAAUGUCUGAUGACAGUUAAACAUGUUAAUUAAGUAUUUUCAAGAGUGUAUAUAGACAAUUUUAACGGGCCGAUAGGCUUAACUAAUCCAAUAAAGACGCAUUUUAAAUCG
This is a messenger RNA of Formica exsecta, 2284 nucleotides long. Its product is annotated as immediate early response 3-interacting protein 1. Gene Ontology annotation, cellular component: endoplasmic reticulum membrane; Golgi membrane; COPII-coated ER to Golgi transport vesicle. NCBI's taxonomy places the organism in Eukaryota, Metazoa, Arthropoda, Insecta, Hymenoptera, Formicidae. The transcript has 4 exons. Gene Ontology annotation, biological process: endoplasmic reticulum to Golgi vesicle-mediated transport. The coding region runs from base 66 to 314 and encodes 82 amino acids. The record is from RefSeq and is a predicted model, not a curated record.